GGCUACCAAUGGUGAAGUGUAAGUGAAGAGUUGUGCUAAGAUUGACAUACUGUAAAAAUCUCAAGCUGCUAGCGAUUAGUUAAAUUGAAAGAUCUACUGACAGUGUAAAAUCUAUUCAGCUAUUUAUUAGUUUACUGUGUACCCAAGAGUGUGACCUAUAUAAUAAAGCAAAGUUACUUAAAAUUGAUCACGGAACGUCGAAAAGAGAUUCAGUUUUACCAGCAGGAAAACUCGAACUAACACUGCAAUAAAAAUUGCAAGAAAAUCGAAGCUUUGGAAUUGGAUAGCAAAUCAUCUUCAUUUGGAAAUAAUCAUAUUGACAGCGAAUGUCCAGCUGCCUUAGCAUUGUAUAUAGACUUCCAUAAAAGUUGUUAGGAAAAAUAAAAAAAAAUAAAAAAAUUUGUUUAAAUAACAAGUAAAUAACAUAAACACGGAAGAAAACUUCAUAUAUUUAGAAAGAUUUGGAACCAUAAAUACCGAAAGUUCUUCAGGUCGGAUUACAAGGUUUUGUUAAUAAAGUUUUGUACCAUUACUUGUACAAAAGAGAAAAACAUUUAAGAAGAGAACGUUACUAUCAUUAAUACAAUAUGAAUGAACUAGAUAGUCUAAGACAGGAAGCUGAGUCAUUAAAGAAUGCGAUUCGAGAUGCACGGAAGGCUGCGUGCGAUACAUCUCUGUUGCAGGCUGCCGCUUUGCUAGAACCUAUUGGACGUAUACAAAUGCGCACCCGACGUACACUGCGCGGACAUCUAGCUAAAAUUUAUGCUAUGCAUUGGGGUAAUGACUCCAGAAACCUUGUAUCAGCCUCACAAGAUGGGAAACUAAUCGUGUGGGACUCGCACACUACGAAUAAAGUACAUGCUAUACCACUGCGUUCUUCGUGGGUGAUGACUUGUGCAUACGCUCCAUCGGGAAGUUACGUUGCUUGUGGAGGUCUCGACAACAUGUGUUCAAUCUAUAACUUAAAGACACGCGAAGGAAACGUACGUGUGUCCCGUGAGCUACCAGGCCAUGGCGGUUAUCUAUCAUGCUGCCGUUUUCUGGACGAUAAUCAAAUUGUGACAAGUUCAGGUGAUAUGUCGUGUGGCUUAUGGGACAUCGAAACCGGUCUGCAGGUUACUUCAUUUCUUGGUCAUACGGGUGACGUGAUGGCUCUUUCCCUGGCACCGCAAUGCAAAACAUUUGUCUCGGGUGCAUGUGACGCGUCCGCAAAGUUAUGGGAUAUAAGAGAAGGUGUUUGUAAGCAAACAUUCCCAGGACAUGAGUCUGAUAUCAAUGCAGUCACCUUCUUUCCAAAUGGGCAAGCCUUCGCGACAGGAUCUGACGACGCAACCUGUCGGCUUUUUGAUAUACGGGCAGAUCAGGAAUUGGCAAUGUAUUCGCAUGACAACAUCAUUUGUGGUAUUACCUCCGUUGCGUUCUCAAAAAGUGGCCGUCUGUUAUUAGCAGGAUAUGAUGAUUUUAAUUGUAAUGUAUGGGACACAAUGAAAGCAGAGCGCUCAGGCAUUCUAGCCGGCCAUGAUAAUCGUGUUUCAUGUUUGGGAGUCACUGAAAAUGGUAUGGCAGUAGCAACAGGAUCGUGGGACUCGUUCUUACGCGUGUGGAACUAAAUGUUGUACACAAUACGUAUUAAUGGGUGGGAUAGGGUCAACGUGGCGGUGGUUGCAAGCAGUCUGCGUUUAGCAACACCGACAAUAACAAUAGUAGCAACAAAAACAACAUCCUUUUAAAUUCAGGCGAAUUUAAAUACAUAUUCCGCACCAAUAACUAUUUUGUGCUAUGCUGUCAACGGCUAUAUGUUACUGUUAUUAGGCGAAAGUGCUUCACACUGCGAGUAGGCGACCGAGAUAAUAAGGAUGGUAUAGGGCGUUGACUGCGACGUAGACCAUAGCAAAAACAAGAACUUUAUAUACAAAUUAUUUAUAUUGCUAUAUACUUAUACUUAUACAAACCAAACACAGACAUACACAACAACAUACAACUAGACAUACACACAUACAAGUAUAUUAUUAGAGUAAAUGAAAAAAUUCUAAACAGAUCCUAUGAUGAGGUGUGGCUGAUAGUCGUUCUUGGUCAAAAUUCCGGUCGAACCUAAGGCUUAAACAGCAUAAAAUCAGUUAAAUACGCCAACGUUCGCUAUACAGUAAAGAAAAAACAAUUUGGGAGUGCACUAUCUUGACGACUAUGAUAGCACAAGUACGAGUAUUAUGGUAAUUUUACUGUAAUAUCCGUACAUAAGUGUAAAAUAAAAGAUGACACGUCAGUUUUAUUUAUCAGGCAACAGAAAAAUCCUUACAUGACUAUAAAAACAACAGAAGUUGGUAUUAAGAAGUCAAAUAAAAUUAAAGCAUUUAUAAAAGAAAAUUACAGGUAGGAAAAAAAAAAGAAUUAUAUAUAUAUAUAUAUAUAUAUAUAUAUAUAUAUAUGUAUGUGUGUGUGUGUAAUGAAGAAAACAUCGGAAAACAAUACACUUUAUAAAACAUUUUUCUUAUAACGUUUAAGUCCUUAAUUUAUAUACAAACAAAAUAAGAAUGAUUUAAAUAACAUACUUAUUAGUAAAACAAAAACUAUUUACAUAAUUAAUUGACGGCCAUAUAAGCUACAACAAUAAAUGGAAAAAUUACCUUUAAAUCUACAAAAAUUUAUAAAUGUUUAACGAAAUCUUAACAUAUAGACUAACAGAAUUAAAGAUCGUUAAAGUACAACAGUCACAGUAGCAACAACGUGUAUGAAUUGUCAGACUUCAUAACGGGCAGAUUAACUGUUUCAACUGUUACAGGAUAAGUGUAUUUGAGAAUUUUUCUUAGCUUUAUCCAAAGUUUUGAAGGUUGAUUUGUAGUUUACGUAUUGUUUGAUUAUGAGCUUCGAAAUUAUGCCCAAAAUGUAAACUAACUUUCUGCAUGCAAUUAAGUCAACUAAAUGCCAUAUAUAUAUAUAUAUAUAUAUGAGUAGAGAAGAAAACGAAAUAAAACAGCACUUUAUUUUCUACUUUUUAGAUACUAUAUUUUUAUUCAAUGUAGCUGGAAUGGUAAAGCUUGUACUUCAAUACAUACACAAUGCUACGCUUUGUUAAACUGUUAAGAUUGGGUCCCAUAAGAAUUGUAAAAAAUGCAUAAUUCACAUAUACAGGUAUCCCGCGUAUAACGCGGUCUCAUACAACGCGAUUUCGAUAUAACGCGAUUUGGAAAAAUUAGGUUUCAGUACAACGCGAAAUUUAGGCUUAUAUAACGCGAAGGGGAAAAUACAGAUUUAAAACGUGCAAAGAUCUUUGAAGACAGUGAACAGAUUAUUUACCAUAUGAAGUUUGAAGAAUAAUAAUAAAGUUUUUAAUAAACCUUUAAUUUGUUUUAGUUUGUUUUCAAUAUUUUUAAUGUGCACAUAAUUAUAUAAUUUUUUUUUUUUUUUUUAAAUUUUUAAAUACAUACAAAUGUAUGUACAUAUGUAUAAUUAUUCCUAUCUUGUAUUGAGUUGAAAUAUAAGUGCAUCUGCUAUUUUGUAUGUAUUUUAUUUUUAAAAAACCUAUUGGAACCUAACCCCCAAAUUUAUAUGAAAACUAUGUUUUAGAUAACGCGGAUUUACAUAACGCGCAAUUCUUCUGGAACGUAACUAUCGCGUUAUACGAGGAAUUCCUGUAUAUGUUGAAUGCAAAAAGAACGGACAUUAUAUGUUUAUUUAGAAUAAUGAUCUUGUAUCAGUACAGUUUAUAUUAUUAAAGAUUUUUGUAUCAUGCAGACAAUUAGCAAAAUUUCGGUCAGUGUCAUAAAAUUGAGAAAUUGUGAAAAAAUAUUCCCUUUAAAGCCUCAUUGCGUUUUCCAAUAAUUGACAACCUACUGAUAUGGGAAAUAUGUAGGGCGGAGUGUGGCAUUGUUUGGAAUUUUUUUAUAUGCAUACCAAAUAAGAAGUUAAUAAAAUCAAUAUUAUGGUUAAAAACAAAAAGAAAAAGAACAAGUGCAUAGGAUCAGUCAAAUUUUAUUAAUUUAAUUUUAGACUAUGCGUUGACUCUAAAAAUGCUGUCGGAAAAUUUUGAAUGUUUCUUGGUUUAUAUAAAUGCAUUACAAGAAUCUGCCAUAAAUCCAUGUUAAUUUCAAAAUCUAUACAUACAUACUUAUGUUUAUAUAUAAAUUUAAAUAUACAUAUAGAAAUGCAAUACAUUUUUCCUUAUGUUUAUACAUAUGUAUUUGCCACAUUUCAUAUGCAUACGUACAUUGUACUUUUAUUAUGAUUUUUAUGUACAAUUUAAUCAAAAAUCAAAAGUAAUAAAUAACUUUAAUGUCUGUAAUUAGCUGAAUUCAUCAAGAAAGAAAGUAAAUCAAUAACCAAAUGCUUAAAUGCGUAUUAUCAAUAAACAAAUAGAUAUCGAAAAGAAAAAUACAUGUUCAUGUUAAAAUUACAUUAUAAACUCAAAAAUACAUUUUGCUUGCAUACCAUA
Drosophila mojavensis is the source of this 4429-nucleotide messenger RNA. RefSeq names its product guanine nucleotide-binding protein subunit beta-1 (gene Gbeta13F). Gene Ontology annotation, molecular function: signaling receptor complex adaptor activity; protein binding. Lineage: Eukaryota; Metazoa; Arthropoda; Insecta; Diptera; Drosophilidae. The transcript is spliced from 3 exons. Gene Ontology annotation, biological process: G protein-coupled receptor signaling pathway. Gene Ontology annotation, cellular component: heterotrimeric G-protein complex; cytoplasm. The record is from RefSeq and is a predicted model, not a curated record. Bases 588 to 1610 code for a protein of 340 amino acids.